GCAACUGAGAUAUUUUAGUGAAUUCCAACAUAGAAAGAUGCCAACCCUGGAUGACAUUUUAGAGCAGAUUGGAGAAUUUAAUUUCUUUCAGAAACAAGCCCUCUUUGUCUUAUGCCAGCUUUCCAUUACCUUUGUUCCCAUUUACGUUGGGAUUUUUUUCCUGGGAUUCACCCCUGAGCAUCAUUGUCGCAGUCCUGGGGUGGUUGAGCUGAGCCGGGGAUGCCACUGGACCCUGGAGGAGCAGCUGAAUCACACGGUUCCAGAGUGGGGCAACCAUGGAGCCAGUUUCAGCAGCCACUGCAGGAGGUACGAGGUGGAUUGGAAUGUGACAGGCAUCAGCUGCACCGACCCCCUCAGCAGCCUUGUGGGCAACCAGAGCAUCAUCCCCCUUGGUCCCUGCCAGGAUGGCUGGGUCUACAACUCCCCAGGAACCUCUCUCGUAACUGAGUUUAACCUGGUAUGUGAUGACUCCUGGAAGCUGGACCUCUUCCAGUCGUGUGUGAAUGUUGGAUUUUUUAUUGGCUCCAUAAGCAUUGGCUACAUAGCAGACAGGUUUGGCCGCAGACUUUGCCUCCUGGUCACAGUCCUUAUCAAUAUGGUCUCAGGGGUCCUCAUGGCGUUUGCACCAAGCUACACCUGGACGAUCAUCUUCCGCCUGAUACAGGGGCUGGUCAGCAAGGGGGCCUGGCUGACAGGCUAUGUCCUCAUUGCAGAAAUUGUUGGCUCAAACUAUCGGAGGGCAGUGGGCAUCAUUUACCAGCUUGCCUUCAGCUUGGGACUUCUUAUCCUCACUGCCCUGGCUUACAUACUUCCACACUGGAGGUGGCUCCAGCUCACAGUUUCACUGCCCAAUGUCUUCUUUCUGCUCUGCUUUUGGUGUCUGCCUGAGUCUCCCAGGUGGCUAAUAGCUCAAAAGCAAAAUGACAAAGCUAUGGAAGUCAUUAAGCAUAUUGCCAAGGGGAAUAAGAAGCAGCUGCCUCUCUCUUUCCAGAACCUCAGCUCUGAAGAUGAAGAUGGAGAAAAGCCAAAACCUUCAUUUCUAGACCUGGUCAGGACAACUCAAAUCAGAAAAUACACGUGCAUUUUGAUGUACAGUUGGUUCACAAGCUCUGUCCUCUACCAAGGGCUCAUCAUGCACAUGGGAAUAGCCUCUGAAAACAUGUAUCUGGAUUUCCUCUAUUCUGCUCUUGUUGAGUUCCCAGCUGCCUUCAUCCUCAUGCUAACACUGGAUCGCAUUGGCCGUCGCUACCCCUGGGCUGCAGCAAAUGUGAUAGCAGGCAGUGCUUGCCUCGUUACAGCAUUCGUCCCAGACACUCUUUAUUGGCUUAAAAUGACUGCGGCUUGCUUGGGCAGGAUGGGGAUUACUAUGUGCUAUGAAAUUCUUUGCAUAGCAAAUCCAGAGCUGUAUCCAACAUUUCUCAGGAACCUGGGAGUCCUUGUCUGCUCAGCCAUGUGUGACCUUGGUGGGAUCAUAACACCCUUCCUCGUGUACAGAGUAGCAGAGCUGUGGCACGAACUGCCCCUGGUCAUCUUUGCUGUGAUUGGUUUAAUCGAUGGUGGCUUAGUUUUGCUUCUACCUGAGAUGAAGGGAAAGACUUUGCCUGAGACCAUUGAAGAAGCUGAAAAUCUGCACAGGCAAGAGAGAAGCAAAGAAAAAACGGUUUAUCUUCACGUUCUGACUUCUGAAGCUGCCCCCAAAUAAAUAAGUACAAAAAAUAAGCACUUCUUAAGCCCAGACUGGGUUUUAAGCUUCGGUAUCUCAGCAUUUGACUGUUACGCAAGCUGGAAAAUUAAAAAGAAGGCAAAUACAAGAUGGAGGCAGCAAAACCUCAAGGUAUGGAGGGGCUGCAUGCAACUACAACAUCAUUAGGGAUCAGUGACAAGAAGGGAGGAGAAAGCCCCAUCACAGACACCCAC
This is a messenger RNA of Cuculus canorus (common cuckoo), 1917 nucleotides long. Its product is annotated as solute carrier family 22 member 2. Lineage: Eukaryota; Metazoa; Chordata; Aves; Cuculiformes; Cuculidae. Gene Ontology annotation, cellular component: membrane. Bases 38 to 1702 code for a protein of 554 amino acids. Gene Ontology annotation, biological process: transmembrane transport. The record is from RefSeq and is a predicted model, not a curated record. The transcript has 12 exons.